UACAUUGAGUUACAACGGAAAUAAUCUUAUCUUCCCUUAUUUCUUGAUUGGUCUAAACUUCAUCUCUUCCAAAUCUUGAAACCUUGCAACCCUAGCAUUUCUUUCUUCACAAAAACAAAAUACAAUGUCUUACACUUUACCCCCCUCAACUUCUCUAAAUAACAUUACUCCCAUUAAUCACAACUUUCCCUCUUCAUCUACACCCAAAACCCUCACUUUUCCAUUUUCCAUCCCUCCAAAACUAACCCUAACUUCCACCAAAUCUUCAGCCACUACAAACUAUAAUGACCUCGGGUUGGACGAGGAAAUGGGUCGGAUCAAACGGCUUCAAAACGGGUCGGAUGUUCGUGGUGUGGCUGUGGAAGGAGAAGUUGGCCGGCAAGUUGACCUUACACCACCCGCAGUGGAAGCCAUUGCAGAGAGUUUUGGAGAGUGGGUGAUGAAUAGAUUGGUGAAGGAGAAAGGAAGACCAGUAGAGGACAUUCGGGUUUCUCUCGGUCGAGACCCACGGAUAUCGGGUGGGUCAUUGAGUGUUGCUAUAUUUUCAGGUCUGGGUCGGGCUGGUUGUAUGACGUAUGAUAUGGGACUUGCAACUACACCAGCUUGUUUCAUGAGCACAGUGUUGCCACCAUUUUUAUACGAUGCUUCCAUAAUGAUGACAGCGUCUCACUUGCCAUACACACGGAAUGGUCUAAAAUUCUUUACAAAGAAAGGAGGGUUAACGUCGGUUGAGGUGGAAGAAAUAUGCGAUAAAGCAGCGUUUAAAUAUGCGAAUAGGGUGACAAAAGUGUCGACGUUGCUUAGAACGACGCCUACACGAGUGGAUUUCAUGAGUGUUUAUGCAAAACAUCUUCGAGAUAUCAUCAAGGAGCGAGUAAACCAUCCGCAACACUACGACACUCCUCUUGAAGGCUUUCAGAUAAUAGUGAAUGCUGGAAAUGGGUCGGGAGGAUUCUUUACUUACCAAGUAUUAGACAAGUUAGGUGCCGACACAUUUGGGUCAUUAAACCUUAAACCCGACGGCAUGUUUCCUAACCACAUCCCAAAUCCCGAGGACAAGGUUGCAAUGGCAGUAACAAGAACAGCUGUGCUAGAAAACACUGCGGAUCUUGGCAUCGUUUUUGAUACAGAUGUUGACCGGAGUGGUGUUGUUGACAAAGAUGGAAACCCCAUUAAUGGUGAUAAGUUAAUUGCACUUAUGGCUUCCAUUGUCUUAAAGGAGCAUCCUGGUUCCACCAUUGUUACUGACGCUCGAACCAGUUUGGCUUUGACUAAGUUCAUCACUGAUCGAGGUGGUCAACAUUGUUUGUAUCGUGUGGGUUAUCGGAAUGUUAUUGAUAAGGGUGUUCAGCUUAACCAAGAUGGUAUUGAUACUCAACUUAUGAUGGAAACCUCUGGUCAUGGAGCUCUUAAAGAAAAUUACUUUCUUGAUGAUGGUGCAUAUAUGGUGGUAAAGAUCAUUAUAGAAAUGGUGAGAAUGAAACUAGAGGGUUCGGAUGAAGGAAUCGGAAGUUUGAUAAAAGAUCUUGAAGAACCAUUAGAAUCGGUAGAACUAAGAAUGAACAUCCUUUCUGAGUCUAAACGUGCGAAGGCUGAAGCCAUUCUCAUCAUCGAGACCUUCAAAUCCUAUAUAGAAGAAGGGAGGCUAGUGGGAUGGGAGCUCGAUGCAUGUGGAGAUUGUUGGGUGAGUGAUGGUUGCCUUGUUGAUUCGAAUGACACUCCUGCUCCCGUCGAUGCUCAAAUGUACAGGACGAAGGUUUCAAGUGAAGAAGAUGGGCAAUACGGAUGGAUACACAUUAGACAAAGUAUUCAUAAUCCAAAUAUAGCGAUCAAUAUGCAGUCGACGGUGCCUGGUGGUUGUUUAUUGAUGGCUCGAGUUUUCUUGGAUAAGUUCCUCAUUGCAAGUGGAAUGGAGAGAGCUCUUGAUUUCUCUCAGAUCGAGAACUAUAUUAAAAGUGGAAACAUCAGCUAGUUGGUUUCUAACUGUGUGAAGCUAGAAAAACGCUUGAUUUGUUAUACUGAAACUCAAUAAUUAUUGAGAAAACGUUAGCAUAUAGAAUUCAAAACAAUGGCUACACUCAUUAUCAGACCUUAGAGGACCACACCAAGAAUAAAAAAAGGAAAUAAAGUAGCCAUAUAAUUACAAUA
Messenger RNA from Lactuca sativa (garden lettuce), 2148 nucleotides. RefSeq names its product phosphoglucomutase, putative / glucose phosphomutase. The record is from RefSeq and is a predicted model, not a curated record. Gene Ontology annotation, molecular function: phosphomannomutase activity. Gene Ontology annotation, biological process: carbohydrate metabolic process. NCBI's taxonomy places the organism in Eukaryota, Viridiplantae, Streptophyta, Magnoliopsida, Asterales, Asteraceae. Gene Ontology annotation, cellular component: chloroplast stroma.